CUUUUUCUAUGCACUUUGUUUUCCUCUUCAGUGUUUCUUUUGCUUCUCAUCCCUUGCGGGUUACAGGUUAAUCCUUUUCACAUUUAAUUCUCUCUCCAGGUAAUUUAAUUCUCUAAUUGAUUGAUUGUGUUGAAGAUCAUCAACAGGCGAACCAACAACCUCUACAAUUAACACUAAAUCAUCAGCAUCAACUUUAAUUACAAUUCUCAGUCAUCAUCGUCUUAAUCUCAAGGUUGGUGUUGUUGUUUUCUCAUUUUCUUGAUGUAAACAAAAGUUGAACCUUUUCUUAUUAUUAUUGUUGAUUGUUUUUCUUUACCUGUGACAAUUUUGAAAAAAUGUUUUUAAUUAAAUCAUCUUGUUUCUCUCUGUGAUCAAUUAAACUUAAUUCUCGUAUGUAAACAGUAUCAGAAUGUUACCUUUGUAAAAGCAAAAAGGAAAAGGUGAUUCUGUUUACCUCAAUUUGUGUAAAUUUUCAUUUUUCAAGUGACAACUUUUAAUGAGUAAAACAAAGUGUCCAUUUUACCCUGGAUUUGAACCAUGGCCCAUGCUGGACUAACUGAAGAAGACAUUCCUGAGGGUAAAGUUAAUCAAGUUUGCCGGGAAUGGCUUGUGAGGGAGGAUAAUGCAAUCGCUUACAGGUUACAAGAUGAAGAAAGUAAAGUUAAUGCUCUUUUUAACUCAUUCUAUGAAGGUAACCGUUUCAAGAAUCAAGUUUUUCGAAGUGACCUCGAAAAGGCGAGAUACAUUCAAGAGAAGGAGGAAUAUGAAAGGAUGAUUGAGUUUGAGAGAGAAAGGCAGAGAGUUGCUGAUGAAGAUGAGAGGAUAGCCAAAGAGAUACAGGAAGCUUUGGUUGAUGAAGAAAGGAGGAAGGCUGAACAAUUGAAUUUGAUUGUUGAAGAGGAUGAAAAAUUAGCUCAGAGGCUUCAGGAGAAGGAGAAAGAGCGACUUAAACGGAAGAAAGUUCAACGGGAAAGGUUACAGGUUGAAAAGAUUCGGUUAGAGAAAUUUGGUUCCAUGAAUCCGGACCUUUUGGAUGCCGUUAAUCGGACUAUCGCUGAUAUGGAUGAUGCUGAGAUUUUCGGUGAUCUUGUUAACCCAAUUGCUGGGACAUCAAAUUCAUCGGGUUUAACUGAAGAUUAUCUGUCAGAUUUGUGUUUAAAACCACCGGUUGGUUUGACUGAAGCGGAGAUGUCACAAUUUAUGGCCGAACAAGAUGAAGAAUUGGCUCGAUUUUUACAUCAAUAUGAGACCCAACGGAAAGCGGCCAUUGCCAAGGAAAAGAAAGAGUGGAUUGAAGCUCAAGAUUAUGAGAUUGCACGAAUUUUACAGGAAGAGGAAAAGGCCAGAGCCAAACGUGCCCGUGAACGUGCUCGUCAGGCUAAAUUGGAACGAGAAAGGAUGAGAAAAGUGGAUCAAGAGGGUAACCUAAUUUUUAAUGGAAAAAUUAAUCAGCAUGACGAUGCAACUUCCCUUGGGUCUAAUACAAUUAAAAGUAGUAAUAGUAGUGGUCAUUAUUAUUCAAGAGAAAGAAUAGAUUCAACCAACCAUAAGAGGUCAAGGCAACUUGGAGGAAGAGGAGGAUUAACACAAAGUUAUCAUGAAUUAGCAAUUGAAGAAACUUCAUUAACCAAUAUGAACCAUUCAAGUUGUUCAAUUAACAAUAAUGAAACUAAUUAUCAUGAUAUCUCACCAGAGGCUAAUGAUUUGGCAAAACGUGACUUACCACCGAUCCCAAGUUUCCAUAAUGUGGCAAUGGACCUCGACCCAACGUACAAAAGACGCCAACCGACAAGUGGGACACCAAGUAAAAAGGUAGAACCCGAAAAUGUAGCCGAUUUGACCGGUGUCCAUUUCGCUGAACUAUGCCGAGUAUCUCCGUGUUCAUCAUCCUCGCAAAGUCCACCCGCUAAUAAAAAUAACGCUCAACAACAACAACAACAACAACAACAACCGACAAUAAACGAAACCAAUUACAACAAUUUACAAGCCGAACAAUUUGAUGAUAACAAUUACAUUGGCUACCAACCCGUCCAAGGCCAACGACGAGUGACAGCCGAAAAACGGAGUAAAAAAAGUCGAGACACUUGUCGAACUCAAUAAUCAACAAUCAGCAAUCGAAAACAAUCAAUCCAAGCUAAACUAGUUAAUCACUUUCCAUUUAAAUUGUCCAGUGUAAAUAUUUUCUAACCAUCAUCAACAAUUUAAUAAUUUUCUUUCUCUUUCUCAAAUGAACACAAUUAUUUUGAUACAAUCACCUGAUCAUCAUCAUCAUCACCAAUAUGCCUUAAAUUAAUUUCCGAUUAUUAAAGAAACUAAACUUUUAAACAAAAUAA
This is a messenger RNA of Panonychus citri (citrus red mite), 2333 nucleotides long. Its product is annotated as coiled-coil domain-containing protein 50-like. Lineage: Eukaryota; Metazoa; Arthropoda; Arachnida; Trombidiformes; Tetranychidae. The transcript is spliced from 3 exons. The record is from RefSeq and is a predicted model, not a curated record. The coding region runs from base 538 to 2100 and encodes 520 amino acids.